UAUUUCACGACGACGCAUGCUUUAAUCGCAUUAACAGCGCUGGUAUAGGUCUGUCGAGCACUCUCAGCACAACAGUCGUUGAACCCUCCCACCGAGUUUUUCGCUCGGAAGUCGCCCGGUGUCACAAGUGGCAUCGCAGCUACCGCACGGUGCUGCUUUCCUGCAAAGUUGCAACGCCAGCGCGCGUGUUGGCAGUCAGGUCGUCGACCAUGCAGCAACGCCUUCUGAAGCCUCAUACGGCCGGUCGCCCUAGCGGCGCUGUGCCUAUCGCUCAUGGUCUUGUCUCAGGGCCUCGCGUGCAGCCGGCUGCGCCCUCCGCUCGCCCAGCGUCUGGUAAUGUGACCUCACAUCCAGUGGGCGCGCGCGGGCCCGCCUGCGACCAGGCCAGCAGUGCUGGCAAGCGUUUCGAUAGCCUAGCAGCCUACGGGCUAGCUCGGGACGUGCUUACGAAGCAGGCCUCGAACAUUGAGGGCAACCCCAUUGAGUUCCUUGACGUGACGGAAAAGUUCUGGAGAGCGCUUCGUAACCAGAAGCAUGAGCCCGAGAAGAAGGGCCCCAAGGUGGUCACAUACGCGGACGAGCUCCUCUUCCCAGACUCCGCCUCCUCCUCCUCCGCCUCCACCUCCUCCUCCCCCCACCCCCACGACUACGACGUGGUCAUCUGCGGCGGCACGUUGGGGCUGUUCCUGGCCACCGCGCUGCAGCUGCAGGGCUGGCGCGUGGCCAUUGUGGAGAAGCGCCUGGUGCAGGGCCGCAACCAGGAGUGGAACAUCAGCUGGGGCGAGCUGGAGGUGCUGGUGGAGCUGGGGCUGUUGAGUGAGGAGGAGCUGAAGGGCUGCGUCAUCAGCGAGUUCAACCCCAUCCGCGUGGGGUUCAAGGGCGGGGAGGACAUUUGGACUCAGGAUGUGCUGAACCUGGGUGUGCACCCGCGCACGCUGCUGGACUCGCUCAAGCGGCGCUUCCACGCCGCCGGUGGCAUCAUCUUUGAGAACACGGCCUUCAAGCACGCCGACGUGCACCCGGACGGCAUCAAGCUGAGCCUGGCGCCCGGCGGUGCCGCCGCGCCCGUGGCGGUUGGCGACACCAACCGCCCCAACGGCCUAACCACCGGCGGCGCCGCGCCCGCCCCUUCGGGCCCCGUGGCCCCUCGCUCCAUGACCACACGCCUGCUGCUGGACUGCAUGGGUCACUACAGUGACAUCGUCAAGCAGAUCCGCGGCCGUGUGAAGCCUGACGGCAUGGUGCUGGUGGUGGGCGGCUGCGCGGAGGGCUUCCCGGCGGAGGCCAACAUCAGCGCCGACCUGCUGUACAGCCUGAGCCACGCCCGCGACGACGUGCAGCUGUUCUGGGAGGCGUUCCCCGCGGAGGGCGGCCAGGCGCGGACCACCUACAUGUUCGCGUACAGUGACGCGCACCCGGACCGGCCCUCCUUCGAGGCGCUGCUAGACACGUACUUCCAGAUGCUGCCCGAGUACCAGGGCAUCCCGCUGGACCAGCUCAAGUUCAAGCGUGUGCUGUUCGGCGGCUUCCCCUGCUACAGCAACGGCCCGCUGGCGCCCGCCUUUGACCGCGUGAUGCAGAUCGGCGACGCCAGCGCGGCCCAGUCGCCUCUGUCGUUCGGCGGCUUUGGCUCCAUGAUGCGACACCUGCCGCGCCUGGCGCGCGGUCUGGACCAGGCGCUGCAGGAGGACCGCCUGGCGCGACCCGACCUCAACUGGCUGCACCCCUACCAGCCGUCCCUGUCUGCCUCGUGGCUGUUCCAGCGCUCCAUGUCGUUGGCGGUUGGGCAGGUGGCCUACCCGCCCGACUGCCCGCACGCGCCCGCCUACUACGCCGCCGCCAAGGAGGCCAAGGCCGCCGCAGCCGCCGCGGCCGUGGACCGCGCCGAGGGCUUUGACGGCCUGGUCUCCACCGCCGGCGAGCGCGCGCUGUCGCUUCAGGAGGCGGCGAUGGAGGCGGUGGAGGCGGUGGCGGCCCGCUUCGCCGCCGGCAGUGCCGACCCCGCCGACUACUUCCAUGUGGAGCAGGAGGUGCCGGGAGCGGGCAGCGACCGCCGCACGCCGCAGCUGGCCAGCGGCAAGGCGCAGCCCGCGCCGCCCAAGCUGAAGAAGAAGCUGUUUGAGCGCGACUUCCGUACGGCGCCGGAGUGGCAGCGCCUGCCGUACACGCACGUGAACGAGAUCCUGGGGACCAACUUCGGCGUGAUGGGGGUGCUGGGCGACCGCGUGCUCAAACCCUUCCUGCAGGACACGAUCCAGCUGGUGCCGCUGUCGCUGUCCAUGACCGGCAUGAUGCUGUCCAACCCCGUCACCGUCAGCCGCGUGCUCAUGCAGGUCGGCCCCAAGACGCUGGUGUCCUGGUUCGCGCACUACUUUGCGCUGGUGGCCUACAGCCUGGGGCACGUGCUGCUCAGCCCUCUGCGCGGCGUGGUGCCCUCCUACUCCUUCCAGCGCAUGCUGGACGCCCUAGAGUACGGCAGCGGCUCUGACUACCGCUACCACGCCCCCGCCGGCCCGGCGGCGGGCGCCGCCGUCUCGGCGGGCCGCGGCGCGCCCGUGGCGGCGGCGCUGAGCGCCGCUGCACGGUCCAUUGACGGCGGCGCGGCAACGGAGAGCAUGGAUGGCGGCGAUGGUGGGGAUGCGGCGGGCGAGGCCGGCGCGGCCGGGAAGAGCGAGGGCGGGUCGGUGAAGGGGCGCAAGGCGCCCAAGCAGCAGCAGCCGGCGGCGGAGCCGAUGCCCAUUCCGGUGCCGGUGGCGGCGGCGACGGCCGCGGCGGCGGCUAUGGCGGCGGCGACCAUGGUGGUUGGCCUCCCAGGCAUCGGCCCCGUCACCCUCGGGUGAAAGGAGGGGUGUGGAGGGGCGCGGUGUGGUGUGGUGGCGGGUCUGCGAAGAUGAAACCGCACGAAUGCGUUGCCCCUUGUUCCCGUCUCAGGUCGCUGGAGGUGAAAGUUCGGUGGGCCCGCGACUUUCCUUCCCGCUUUGCAUUUGACUGGUAUGUAAUUAUGGUUGAUGGUGCGAGAGUUGCAACGAUUUGAUUUGGUUUGCUUCACCGCAAACGUGCGGUUGUUGGAUUUGAGAAAGAGUUGCAAGGUUUUUAGUUCGGCUAGUAGUAUCGGUGUUGCAAGAUCUCCAUUGAUGAAACAACAGGCGUGGCGGAGUGUGUGGUCGGUAAGUGUUGGCUGGUUGCGCGUUUUGGUUGUGAGUGUACGUGGGUGAGAAGAGUAAGUUAUAAGAAGGCGAGUUAGCGUGGCAGUCAGCACGGCGGCGGCAGCAGCAGCAACCGUGACACACAUACCAGACGCAAAGCUGGUUUACUGCUGCUGCGCCUCCCGUUCGUUGCUGGUGUGUGCGUGAUAGUUGCAGUGUGCGCAUGGAGUAAAACGCCAUGCCGCAUGAUGGGGGCCUGCGUGCGAAAGGGUUACUUUCGCAGGUGCGGUGCACCUGAGCUGGUCGGCCGAGGGUUAUAGCAGCAUGGCAGGAGGCGUGACGCAAGUGGAGGUGAGAAUUCGUCAUGGGCGUGAGUGGUGAGCAACGCGCAGGCAUGUGCAGAGGAGCUCGGGGCCAGGGUGAGGCCCGCACGAACGGUCCCCAACAACGAGCUAAGAGUGCUGCAUGCCAUGCUUGCGUGUUGGAGUUGUUCAGACGUGGUGACCUGGGGGCGGUGGGGGGGGGCGCGCAGUUUGAACUCGAUACAUCCAAUAUACUCGCUGUCAGCAUUUGGCGGCAGGUUGCCGCAGCUGAGGAUGUUGAGUUGCGGGGCCCUUUGCAUUGGAGGGGCUGAGGGAAGCGAGAGAGUUGGGCACGACGUAAAAUAACACACUUUAGGGACUGCAUAUACAACACAACACAGACUUUGAUUGCAUUAGUUGGUAAGUGGUGGUGCUCAGUACGGUAACAAGGUUCUUCGAGGCACGGGCUGCAGGCAACCUGUAUGCGUGUGGUGGUUUAUAUUUGCGGAGUGCACAACUCGGAGGAAGUGACUGGGUGAAGAAUACACAUGCAUACGCCCUAACCGGCGCAGGUACAUGCAUGCAGAAAGCCCUCUUCCUUUCCAAGUUGAUGAGUAGAGUUGCACGAGGGAGAUGGAGAGAGAGAGGGAUUAAGCAGCAGGCACAUCACUGAGGAAGGAGUAGAUGCUAAAAGCAUCGAUCGCGCCAUGCAUGCGCCAUGCAUCGGCGGUGUGUAAUUUACAGUUCUA
Molecule: messenger RNA, 4197 nt
Organism: Chlamydomonas reinhardtii
Lineage: Eukaryota; Viridiplantae; Chlorophyta; Chlorophyceae; Chlamydomonadales; Chlamydomonadaceae
Exons: 15
Coding region: 210-2840 (876 amino acids)
Source: RefSeq, a predicted model, not a curated record